UGCCCCUCUCCACGUUUCAGUAAGUGUGCCAGAGUGUACAAACACGUCCUUAGGUAAAGAUGGCGUCCAACGCAGUCAGCGACAUUGCCGACGAGUUUCUCGUCUGCCAGGUCUGUCUGGAGGACUUCAGGCAGCCUAAGAUGCUGCCGUGUCUUCACACCUUCUGCCAGCCGUGUUUGGAGAGGCUCCUGGCCGCAGAGCCGGUAGGGAAACUGGACUGUCCGACAUGCCGACAGGACGUGCCCCUCCCCGAGAAUGGCGUCCAGGGGCUGAAGUCCAACUUCCUCGUCGGCAAACUGCGCGACAUUCUGCAACAACAACAACAGCCGGCAGGAAAAACGUCCGAGGCGCGGGAGGACGGAGUCCCCUGUACGGUCUGUGAGGCCGGCAACUCGGCCCAGUUUUACUGCGUGGAGUGUACCGACUACCUGUGUCACACGUGUGACGACAUGCACCGUCGCUUCAAAGGGAACCGGUCCCACAAACUUGUAACGGUUCAAGACCUGCAAUCCGGCCAAGCUGCCGCCGAGCUCCGGGCAAGGGAGACCUCCAAGUGUGAGGUUCACCGCGAACUGAACAAGUUCUACUGUGACACCUGCCAGCGGGUCAUCUGUCUGCACUGCGUGGUCACGGCGCACAAAGAGCACCAGUAUGUGGAGAUAGAGAAGGCGGCAGAGAGGGAGGGUGCAAAGAUCAAGGCAAAAGUGACGACAGUCAAGAACACAGCAGGCCUGCAUGAGACGUGGAGACAACAGUUGCAGUCAGUGAGGGACAAGUGGCCUUCAGAGGUACGGCGUACAGAAGAACAGGUCAGAAAACAAGUCAAGGCGAUCAUCGAGGCCGCGGAGAAGGCUGGAGACGACAGAAUCGGCCAGCUUCGCGCCAUGAAUGCUGCUCGGGAGAAACAGAUGGACGCCGCCAUGGAGGCAGCUGAGAUGGACCUGGCCUCGGCCAGGAGCUGUGUCCAGUUCGCGGACAACGUGUUGGAGUACGGCAGCCCGGCGGAGGUCAUCUCGGUGGCCGGAGAACUGACCGGACGGUUGGACCGAACCGCGGAGGACAAAAGCGCCGAGAGGGCGGAACUGACCAUGAACUUCGUGAACUUGACCUUUGACCCUCCAGCUGGCGGGCUGGAGCAGGAAGUCGCUAAACUUGUAGGUGGGAUAAACCAGGUGAGAACACCUUUGAUCCCACCGACUCCGCAGGUGCGACUGAACGUGGCGAUCGGUAAUGGCGACGUGAGUCUAGAACACGUCAAAACUGUAGGGGAGUACGGCAGUGGAGAUGGAGAGUUUGACUAUCCGUCCUCGCUCGCUGUCACCGCAGAGGGAGACAUUGUCGUGACUGAUUGGGACAACUCACGCCUGCAGUUUCUGGACAAAGAUGGAUCCUUUAAAAAGAAGAUUGAUCUGGGGUUCAAGCCUUGUUGUGUGGUGGCACUGACAAACGGCGAGCUGUUUGUGACAGGAGACGGACACAAGAUUCACGUUCUGGACAAACAGGGGAGGAAGUCGCGCGUCAUCCAGGUGACAGGGGCUGCAGAGACAGAUAGAAGUACAUACGGCGUCGCUGUUGACGGUUCGGGACGCAUCAUCGUCACUAUCGGGCACCAAGUGUUUGCACUCAGUCCCAGCGGUGACGUCAUGCUGAAGUUCGGGGAGAAAGGUCAAGGUCAGCAGUUGGGUUCCGCCCUCCGUGUGACCGUCAACAGCAGCAACCAGAUCAUCGUCAGUGACUAUCACAACCACAACUUGAAGAUAUUUGACUCCGCCGGUCGUCAUCUCUUCACGUUUGGGUCAUAUGGCGUGGGACCUGGUCAGCUGGACGAGCCCUACUGUGUCAUCACGGACAGCGAGGACAACAUCAUCGUGGCCGACUGGCACAACCAUCACGUUUCCCUGUCCAGUCGGGACGGCGCGUUUAUCAGGCACGUGCUGACAGGGGAGGAACACGGACUGUAUUUUCCAAUGGGACUGACGCUGACUCACGACGGACAUUUGGUCGUUUCUGAAGCUAGUAAUUCUAUCAAGUUUUUCCAAGUAAAAUGAAAACUUUCAAUUAACAACUUCCUAACUCCCUCUAUUCCAUGUAAGUGGAAUUGUACUUGGGACUCAUAACGGAUAAUUGUUUUUUUCUCAAUGUAGUUC
Molecule: messenger RNA, 2147 nt
Organism: Branchiostoma belcheri (Belcher's lancelet)
Lineage: Eukaryota; Metazoa; Chordata; Leptocardii; Amphioxiformes; Branchiostomatidae
Product: tripartite motif-containing protein 2-like
Exons: 2
Coding region: 60-2048 (662 amino acids)
Biological process (GO): positive regulation of DNA-templated transcription
Cellular component (GO): chromatin; nucleoplasm
Molecular function (GO): zinc ion binding; protein binding; ubiquitin-protein transferase activity
Source: RefSeq, a predicted model, not a curated record